This is a messenger RNA of Danio aesculapii, 2696 nucleotides long. RefSeq names its product sodium- and chloride-dependent creatine transporter 1. Gene Ontology annotation, cellular component: membrane. Gene Ontology annotation, biological process: sodium ion transmembrane transport. The coding region runs from base 384 to 2348 and encodes 654 amino acids. The record is from RefSeq and is a predicted model, not a curated record. Lineage: Eukaryota; Metazoa; Chordata; Actinopteri; Cypriniformes; Danionidae. The transcript is spliced from 14 exons.
UGAUGCUUAGAGAGGUGUAAUAUCCAACGAGACGGCAGCGACACAUCACACCUGCUUUCCGUUAAAUUACUUCACCAACCCGCGGCAUUUCUUGAGAAUUACUAUUAUUCUCGUUUAACCGACAUCCAUGCGAUUCUUCAGGCUUACCUUCAAGUGCUUUGUCGACUGCUUUUGAGACCCUCGUCAGCCUGCGACGCACGUCAAUUAUUAUAAUUUGGACCUCAAUCUUAUUAACCAUCUGCUGAAGAUCGAUUCUUAUACAAACAAUCCGACAGCAAUCCGGAGGAAAACAACCGAACCAGGCAAACCAAAAAAAGGGUCAAGAACCGUUAUUUGUAAAUUCUCGGGCGCGCGGCGCUCCUGCUGGCCAUUGCGCGCGCGGCAUGUCGCCAGAAGAGCAUUUCUCCAAUGAUGGAGGCUCUUGUGAGGAUGAGUCUCAGGAGGAUGCAGAAGUCGCCCGUCCUUUGGUGUCAGAGACUGAAGGGUCCAACACAGACGUGGCUGAGCCCAGUGUUUGUACCAGUCUGGUGGACACAGGUGAUCCUACAGCAGAACUGGGGCAUUCGGAUCGACAAACCUGGAGCAGACAGAUGGACUUCAUCAUGUCCUGUGUUGGAUUUGCUGUUGGCCUUGGAAACGUAUGGAGGUUUCCUUACCUCUGUUAUAAGAAUGGAGGAGGUGUGUUUCUAAUCCCCUACAUCCUGAUGGUGUUUUUUGGUGGUAUUCCUGUGUUCUUCCUGGAGAUUGCUCUGGGUCAGUUCAUGAAACAGGGAGGGGUCGCCACAUGGAACAUUGCGCCUCUUUUUAAAGGGCUUGGUCUGGCAUCAAUGGUGAUCGUGUUCUUCUGCAACACAUACUACAUCAUGGUGCUGGUGUGGGGCUUGUAUUUUCUGGCUCACUCCUUUACUUCCUCUCUGCCGUGGGCCACGUGUGGACAUGAGUGGAACACGGUCAACUGUACCACUAACUUCAGCCGGAUGUGUUUCAAUCAGUCUCUGUCUUCUUCCCAUCCUAACAUCUCCUCCCUCAACAUCAGUGCCGGCUGCCUUGAGCCCACGGGUUUGCGAUCAUCUGUUAUGGAAUUCUGGGAGCGUAAAGUACUGCGUCUCUCUGGCGGUUUAGAUGAAGUAGGUGACAUCAGCGGUCACAUGGUCUUGUGCCUACUUGCUACAUGGAUCAUCGUCUACUUCUGCAUCUGGAAGGGGGUGAAGUCUGCUGGAAAGGUUGUAUACUUCACUGCUGUGUUUCCCUAUCUGGUCCUGGUGGUGUUGUUUGUUCAUGGCGUCUCACUGCCAGGAGCUAUUAACGGUAUUAUUUACUACCUCAAACCAGACUGGAGCAAACUCUCAGAGGCACAGGUAUGGAUUGAUGCUGCUACACAGAUCUUUUUCUCUUAUGCUAUUGGUCUGGGGGCCCUGACAGCUCUUGGCAGCUACAACCGAUUCAACAACAACUGUUACCAGGAUGCAUUCGUUCUGGCUCUCAUAAACAGUGGCACAAGCUUCUUUGCAGGAUUUGUUGUUUUCUCAGUUCUGGGAUUCAUGGCUGCUGAACAAGAUGUUGACAUCAGUAAUGUGGCAGAAAGUGGUCCUGGUUUAGCAUUUAUUGCAUAUCCUAAAGCAGUGUCACUCAUGCCUUUAGCACCACUGUGGGCGGUGCUGUUCUUUCUCAUGCUGCUAGUGUUGGGAUUGGACAGCCAGUUUGUUGGUGUCGAAGGCUUCAUCACUGGAAUAAUGGACAUGUUGCCCCCAAAGUCUUUCAUAGGCUCUCUGCGUCGUGAAGUUGUUGUGGCAAUAUGCUGCUUUACUUGUUUUACCAUUGACCUUUCCAUGGUGACAGAGGGAGGCAUGUAUGUGUUUCAGCUGUUUGAUUAUUACUCUGCGAGUGGGAUUACUCUGCUCUGGCAAGCCUUCUGGGAGUGUGUGGUGGUGGCCUGGGUCUAUGGUGCUGAUCGCUUCAUGGAUGAUGUGGCCUGUAUGAUCGGCUAUCGUCCUCUGCCGUAUAUGAAGUGGUGCUGGUCCUACAUCACGCCGGUAGUGUGUAUGGGUGUAUUCUUGUUUCAUGUGGUCAACUACAAGAGGUUAGUGUAUAAUGCGGUGUAUGUGUACCCGUGGUGGGGUGAGGCACUGGGCUGGUUUCUCGCUCUCUCAUCCAUGCUCUGUAUUCCUCUCACCGUCCUCUACAAACUGCUGCACUGCAAAGGCUCACUCAUGGAGCGCUGGCAGCAUUUGACCACACCAAUCUGGGGCCGACAUCACCUUGAGUUCCUUCCACCAGAGAAUGAAGCCAGACUUCUAGCAAAAGCUGAAGAAAAUAAAAGCACACUCUUAUAUGAAAGUGUCAUUUAAUGUCAUUAGCAAAUGAUCACUGCCCUGCACUUACACAUACACACAAGUGUUUACUCUGUUAUGAGCUAGUCAAAUUCAUAAAGCCAUAUGCCAUUAACAUACACAGUGUUAUUCACUACAGCACUUCACCCACACCAGUCCCACAGUAAUACUGCUGAUUUUUGCUUCUCUUUCAGUGUGAUUAUACAUCAGGCACACGAGAUAAUCAUGUGUGCUUAUGUUUGACUGUCGGUGAUCUGUCUAGUGUGAUGAUGCUCCAGUAUUAUGUGUGCUUGUGUUUGUUACCCUGCACUGGGGUCUUACAGCAGUGUUGUCGAGCAGAGAGUGGGCUGUAUUAAAUAAAAAACA